AUGCAACUCACACUCAUUUUCACCACACUCCUUACAUUUGCUGCUAUUGCUACAUCACAUCCGACACCAAAUUUGGUCAAAAAACGUACCUCUUUGGCUAGGCCCCAGGAGCUUUCCUCCAACCUCAUGGAUCAUCUCAAACCCAGGCUUGGGAUGUCCGAUACACCUGAUAAACCUGAUACACCUGACUCGGUUGACUUUGGCGAUACGCCCGUGUCGCCUGACGUCGAGGUUGACAACGACGGCUUUAUUUACAAGAGAAUCCCCAACUCCCAUGACUCUGAGUCCUGCAUCUCUCAUUCAAUCGACGAAAGCGGCGACACGGGGAGCGAAGAUGUUGGGUCUCACAAGAGAAGCACUAACUCCCAUGACUCUGAGUCCUGCGUCGCUCAUUCAACUGACGAAAGUGACAUCAGUGACAGCGGUGAUAUGGGGCGCGAGGAUAUUGGGUCUCACAAGAGAAGCCCCGACUCCCAUGACUCUGAGUCCUGCAUCUCUCAUUCGAUCGAUGAAAGCGGCGACACGGGGCGCGAGGAUGUUGGGUCUUACAAGAGAAGCACCGACUCCCAUGACUCUGAGUCCUGCGUCGCUCAUUCAACUGACGAAAGUGACAUCAGUGACAGCGGUGAUAUGGGGCGCGAGGAUAUUGGGUCUCACAAGAGAAGCCCCGACUCCCAUGACUCUGAGUCCUGCAUAUCUCAUUCAACUGACGAAAGCGGCGACACGGGGCGCGAGGAUGUUGGGUCUUACAAGAGAAGCACUAACUCCCAUGACUCUGAGUCCUGCAUCGCUCAUUCAACCGACGAAAGCAGCGACACGGGGCGCAAGGACGUUGGAUCUCACCUUGUUCACAAGAGAAAGGCUUUUGUUUACCGUCUGAAGAACGAGAAGCGCCACAACUAG
Molecule: messenger RNA, 903 nt
Organism: Suillus plorans
Lineage: Eukaryota; Fungi; Basidiomycota; Agaricomycetes; Boletales; Suillaceae
Exons: 3
Coding region: 1-903 (300 amino acids)
Source: RefSeq, a predicted model, not a curated record